Messenger RNA from Penicillium verhagenii, 3222 nucleotides. RefSeq names its product putative protein kinase. Gene Ontology annotation, cellular component: cyclin/CDK positive transcription elongation factor complex; nucleus. The record is from RefSeq and is a predicted model, not a curated record. The transcript has 3 exons. Gene Ontology annotation, molecular function: ATP binding; cyclin binding; RNA polymerase II CTD heptapeptide repeat kinase activity. NCBI's taxonomy places the organism in Eukaryota, Fungi, Ascomycota, Eurotiomycetes, Eurotiales, Aspergillaceae. Gene Ontology annotation, biological process: protein phosphorylation; transcription elongation by RNA polymerase II; positive regulation of transcription elongation by RNA polymerase II. The coding region runs from base 1 to 3222 and encodes 1073 amino acids.
AUGGCUGGGUCCCAUAGGAGUCCAGUGCUGAGAGACCAGUGGAGUGCCGAUCCAGACCGCGACACCCAUUCUAGGGACAGUCGCAGAGGUCGAGGGUCUCAUCGAGAUCGGGGAAGAAACCGCCAUCGCGAUCAAGGUCGUCCAUCAAGGCCAAAUGAACGUCGUUUCGAAUAUGCUGGUCGCUCGCCACCUGCAUCUACACGGAUGUCCCGCCUCGGCCCUGACACAUCUUUCCCAGCAGGUGGUGACUCUUCCUUUGCCCGAUCCCCACCGCGUGGCUCCCCUGGCCCAUCCCCGGCAUUCUAUAAUACUCGGCGACCGGAUCAGAACCGACCUCACUCACCUGGCGACUGGAACAAUCAUUCGUCAGGAACUUUGAACGGUGGUGGCCCAGGUUUUCGACGAGAUGAAUCCCCUUCUGGGCCCCCAUCCAAACGUAAACGAACCCGGUCUCCAUCCCCCCGUGGCCAAAAUGGUCCAUUUCCUCCGCGACGAUCUUCAUUCGCAAAACCUGGAGAUCGACGCGACCGGAGUCCCUCCUAUAAAAACCGAGGAGGGCGGUUUCCGGGGCGUGGUGGUCCUAGAAGAAGAUCUCCUCGCCGGGGUCGUGGUGAUCGCCGUGGAAAAGACCGCCGCCGCCCCGAUAUCCCACGUUCGGAUCGGGACCGAUCUAGGUCACCCGUGCGCGACCGAGGAUAUAAUCUAUCACCAGACCGUCGCUCUCGGCCACCGAGUGGUGAUGGCUACAGUGAUAGAGGCUCUCGCUAUAAAUCUCGCUCUGUAUCUCGGCAUUCUGCAGGCUCAAGGAAAUCCCCACAUCCUCCACAUCCAGCAGGGGGUGAGACAAUGAGUGCAAAUCUACCAAAUAGGUCUGUUGUUGAUGAAACUGGUCGCUCUCCCUCACCCCGUCCAAUCCCGAACUUCGAUGACAACCAGCGUGGCCAAUUUCCAGUACAUGGAGGGCGACAAUCCGAUAUACCCAACAAGCAACGUCGUCGGUCACGACCACAUCUUGAUGCUCAGCAAUAUUCAGCGUCACCGCAGAUCACCUCGACCAGUUCACAUCAUGGAUCUCCGCCGCCUGCUUCUCCGCACUCCGGAGGACGAGUUGGUUGGAACGGUCAAUCUUCAUAUCCCGCCCCUGCUAAACCGUCGUCACCUUACCGACAAGACAAUCACUACUCUCAAAAUCCUCCCUCGGGACAAUCUCAUCAAAUGCACCAAUCCAUCGAUGGUCCAUCAAAUUCUCACUCUCAAGGUUAUAUUGGACCUCCAUAUCGCGGAGGCCAGUCUGGCUAUCGCGGAAACCAUGCUAACCAGGGCUCAGAUCACCGAUACUCUGGCUCUGGUUCUCACAAUUAUAACAAUGGACCAGCCCAUCGCGGUGGCAGGGGUAAUUUUAACAACUUUCAAUGGACUUCGCGUGGUCGUGGUGGGCAUCAAAGUCCUCGCCCAUUGCAUUCUCGUGACCCCCAGACACCCACUCGCCCAUCGUCCAUCAAUGAUCCUCAAUCACCGCGUGAUCUAGAUGAUGAACUCCAUUCCCAUGCAGCAGACAGCAGAGGCAGAGAUACCGAAAAAGAAGAUCAUAAGGCGCCACGACUAAUAGAGAGCGGGGAUGGCAGCGCGGUUACUAGGGAUAUGCAACUUCCAGCUGGCCACCAUGAGGCUUCAACUCCGGCAGACAAGGGCGAAAAGUUCAGUUUCGCCUUCAAGGCGAAAACCACUCCUAAUACAGCCCCAAAACCGGUUCCGGAUCUUGCGCAGCGAAUGCAAGUUCGCGAGGCGCCACCUCGAGCACCUGCAGCGGAUAUCACAUCCCCACGCAAUCGGUUAACCAACGGACCCUUACCCAAAUUUAAGCCGGAGCCGCGUGGUGAUCGUCGUGGACGUGAUCGUGGACGAGAUAGGGACCGCAGGAAUUUCCGUGAACCACGAGAAUUUCAUGAUCCUCGAGACAAUCGAGAUGACCGCCGAGUCGAUCAACGUCGUGAUCGACGAAGAGGUGACCGCCGUCCUGACUUCCAACCAGAUCGUCGGAGAGAUAUCUCACCAGAUCGUCCCAAAGAGACGCCCAAACAGACGAAGAUUUUAACUCGGUACAAGGAACGCCCAACGUUACCUGCGCAUUACGCCACCGUCGACUCGGUGUACUACCGGAAGCCGGGCAACGAAUCUGUGAUCGGCGCAGGCACGUACGGCAAAGUAUUCAAGGGCAUCCACGUGUUUACUCAGCGUGCAGUUGCUCUAAAGAAGAUCCGAAUGGAAGGCGAGAAAGAUGGGUUCCCUGUUACAGCUGUGCGAGAAAUUAAGCUCCUUCAGCAUCUUCGAAGUCACAACGUGGUCAGUCUCUUGGAAGUCAUGGUUGAGAAAAAUGAAUGCUUUAUGGUUUUCGAGUAUCUCUCACAUGAUCUGACGGGGUUGAUCAACCACCCGGAAUUCUCUCUCAAUCUUGCCCACAAGAAGGAUCUGGCCAAGCAAAUGUUUACAGGGUUGAACUUUCUCCACCACCGCAGUGUUCUGCAUCGAGACAUCAAGGCCGCCAACAUUCUGAUCAGCAAUACUGGAUUAUUAAAGUUUGCCGACUUUGGCCUGGCACGUUUCUUUUCAAAGAGCCACAAGAUGGAUUACACCAACCGUGUGAUUACAAUCUGGUACCGACCGCCUGAACUUCUCCUAGGCGAGACACGGUACGGCCCAGCUGUCGAUGUGUGGAGUGCUGCGUGUGUCUGCAUGGAAAUGUUCACCAAGAAGGCCGUCUUUCCUGGUGACGGUGGUGAAAUCAGUCAACUUGACAAGAUCUACAACUGUUUAGGCACUCCAACUCGGGCUGAGUGGGCAGAUUUUGGGGAAAUGCCGUGGUUCCAAAUGAUGCGCCCUCAGGAGCGCAAGAGGCGUGCAUUUGAGGAAAUCUACCGAGAGGUACUGACUCCCGCUGCAAUGGAUUUAAUCUCAUCAGUGUUCCAGUACGACCCUGCCAAGCGGCCUAGUGCCGAGCAGAUAUUGCAACAUCCCUACUUCCUCGCCGAGGAACCGGCUCCUCAGCAGGCUACUGAACUGGAGUUCAUGGAAGGAGACUGGCAUGAAUUUGAAUCCAAGGCACUUCGCAAGGAAGCUCGUCGCGUCGAGGCGCAGGCGCAAAGUCAGAAAGAUCGGGAGAAGCGCAAGACGGAAGCCUCCAGUGAUCGUGACCACAAAAAGGCACGAACUGACACCCCCUGA